Cygnus olor (mute swan) is the source of this 6036-nucleotide messenger RNA. It is a transcript of the gene UNKL, whose product is annotated as unk like zinc finger. The record is from RefSeq and is a predicted model, not a curated record. The transcript has 17 exons. Gene Ontology annotation, molecular function: metal ion binding. Bases 16 to 2469 code for a protein of 817 amino acids. NCBI's taxonomy places the organism in Eukaryota, Metazoa, Chordata, Aves, Anseriformes, Anatidae.
GAGGAGCGCGGCGGGAUGAGCUGGGCCCUGGGCGGCUGGCGGGCGCCGCGCCCCGCGCGCCUGCUGGGCCCCCGGAGAUGGCUCGCCGGGCGGCGGGGGCCCCGAGGGGGCGGCGAGCGCGGACGCGGAGGGCGGGGGGGCCAUCCCCUUCUCCGCCAGCAAGGCCAGCCCGCGGCUGUGGAGCGUCAGCCGGUCUAUGGGGAGCGACCACCAGAGGCCGUGGGUGAAGGUGCUGCCUCUCAGUCUGCUGUGCGGCGGGCUGCUGCUCUGCGUCGUCGUAGACCUAUACGAAGGCGUGAUGGGACUUUUAACUACAGUCCAGAUGUUUAUUGUACAAAAUAUGAUGAGACUACAGGAAUCUGCCCAGAUGGAGAUGAUUGCCCUUACCUGCAUCGAACGACAGGAGAUACAGAAAGGAAGUAUCAUCUCAGAUAUUACAAGACUGGAACAUGCAUUCAUGAAACAGAUGCCCGGGGUCACUGUGUGAAGAAUGGAAUUCACUGUGCCUUUGCUCAUGGGCCACAUGACAUUAGACCUCCAGUAUAUGAUAUAAGAGAACUUCAGGUGCAGGAAUCUUUCCAGAAUGGGCAGCUAGGAUGCGGUGAAGGUAUUCCAGAUCUGCACCAAGGGAUUUUAGCAAGUCAAGCAAUGAUUGAGAAGAUCCUUAGUGAAGAUCCAAGAUGGCAGGACACAAAUUUUGUAUUAGCUGGCUACAAGACAGAACAGUGUACCAAGCCACCCAGACUCUGCCGCCAGGGUUAUGCAUGUCCACACUAUCACAAUAGUCGAGACAGAAGACGAAAUCCCAGAAAAUUCAAAUACAGGUCCACUCCUUGCCCCAGUGUAAAACAUGCAGAUGAAUGGGGUGAACCUUCAAGGUGUGAAAGUGGGGAUAGCUGUCAGUAUUGUCAUUCUCGUACAGAGCAGCAGUUUCAUCCUGAGAUAUAUAAAUCUACAAAGUGCAAUGACAUGCGUCAGACAGGUUACUGCCCACGUGGUCCAUUUUGUGCAUUUGCACAUGUUGAAGAGGACACCAUGAAUGUAGUCAUACUGCAAACUGGUUGUCAAUCAAAGCCAGGCGCUCACCUGUUUUCAACAGACAGCAUAGGAAUUGCAAAUGAAUGGAGCAGCAGUCUUAACUCCACAAACAGCAUUACAAAUAACAGUGGGCAGUCUGGAAAUAUUUCCUGUUCUUCAAGUCCAACUGUAACAUCAACUUCUGGUAGCAGUAGUUCUUUGUCACCUCUGGGACCUCUUUGUAGACAGAGAUCAUUAGCAAAUGGUGUUCUGUGUUCUGAGUCUAGCACAUCAGGUGUUUCUUCACCAACAUCUAGCUAUCCAAAAGCACCAGGUUUUGAACGAGAAGAUCAGGCAAAGCAGCGAAUUUUCUCAGCUGAGAAUCAGCAGAAAACAAGUGAACAAGACAACAAGCAGAACCAUCUCGGUGUUUUUUCAGUGGUUAAUCCACUUGCUUCAAGUAUAACUUCCAGUCUGGCCUCCAGUGUCGGAUCAGAUUGUUCAUCUCCUCCAACUGUCUCAGCUGUCAGUGCCAAAGCUCUCCCAUUCCAUUCUGGUGGUAACACAAUUGAAUCAGUUAUAGGUUCUGCUUUAGAUUUACAUUUUAAAGAUGUGAAUGUUGCAUCCAUAAAUAGAGAAUGGGAAGAUCAAGAAGGCAGUGACGUUGGAUUAGCAAGUCAAAGAUUACUGGGAAGUUCAGCACCUGUCAGUAUUCCAGGUUCUCUUGUUCGUUCCUCAUCUUUACACUCAUCAUCAUCCCUUUCAACCUCUCCACUCAGUUCUCUUUCACAAUCGCUGUCGCAGUCUUUUGUUUCAUCCACUAUGGUUCCUCACCAACAGCAGCCCCAACCCUUGAAGUCAGAACACAGUAUGUUGGGCACCUCAGCCUCUUCUCACAACUCUUUAGGUUUAAAUGGUGUUACAGGGAGCGUCUGGGACUUCGUGGCUGGGAAUUUCUCUCCUAGUCCAUCCCCAGUAUUAAGCAUUGGCACUACUCUCUCAGUAAGUUCAAACACAAGUGGGAACGAACUAACUCGAGUUAGACAGGAACUUGAUGAGGCCAAGAGAAAACUAAAACAAUGGGAAGAAUCUUGGCAACAAGUAAAACAGGCAUGUGAUGCAUGGCAAAAAGAGGCUCAAGAAGCAAAAGAACGUGCUGAUGUUGCAGCUGCUGACAAGCAACUCGCUCUUCAGAAGAAGGAGGAAGUGGAAAAUAAAUUAAAAAAGCUGAAGGUGCAGUUAGCUGCCUGCCUAUCUACUACAUUACCUUACAUAAAAAACUCUGGAGACAUAGAAAAGAUAUCCUUGCCAAUGCUUCGUUCCUUACAAAGUCGGCUGCACUUAGAUUUAGGAACAAUAGAUGAGACUCUCCUCAUAUGUCAGAUGCUUCAGUCCCUUAGUCACCAUAGUGGCAUAAUGCUGUAUUCCAUCUUCUCUCAAAUCAAAAUUUAGGUUCUACCAAAAUGUAGGAUGUUCUUUUGCUGUCACAUGGACAGCAUUUCUCAGGGCUGUCAAAGCUUGGAAGUCUGAUGCCAGUCCUCUGACCAUAAUCAAGGAAGAUAAUAAUGACCAUGGACUGCUCCAGGCACAAAAAGCCUCAUUCCUACUUCAGACCGUCCUGGACCCAGCUUGGUUCCCCAUUGCUUUUUCCUCUGCAGUCUCUAAGGACAGUAACGCCAUACAUAAUGGCAAUUCUUGCUGUUUUGUUUGGACUGUGACAGGACUGUCCAGGCAAAAUAAAUAAAUAAAUAAAUCCUUGCACUACUGAAACAGUCUGCCGUACUCCAGUACCUGUUUACCUGUUUGAGUUCAGCAGUGUCUUCUCUGUCUCAGUGCACCUCCUGUACGAUGGCAUCUAUAUCAGCAUGAACUGGAGCCUUGAAAAAAAGCUAGGCUUUCCUUAGAAGACAUUGAAACAUAACUUAAGUCUUUGGCAAGAAAGCAAGUAGAUGAGACUUGAUAUUUACCAGGUUCCUACUACCAAGUAUGUUUGGAUUAAGGACCACUAUUGUUUUUCUCCUGAGGGAUUUUAAAUAGGAGCAAAAGAAUCCUGGAAUCUCUUUAUCUGAACAAAGUCAUUAGAUCCUGGAACGGAAGUCAUCUCAGCCAGGCUGGAGUGAUUAGAACCAUUACCAGCCUUUACAGUUCCUCAGUCUCUCAGGUUUCUUUCAGCACUGUGGUCUCUUCUCACCUAGCUCUUCCUUCCAGGAGAAAGUUGCUGUCUUAGGCAGUGUUACAGUGUUCUGGAUACUUCUCUUAAUCUGAGCACCUCUCUCCCAGGAAAUGAACAUGGCUUGUAGAUACCUUUAAAUAUUUCCUGUUCCUUAGUAAGGUUGAUAUGGUUUACUAUAUGGAGACACUUAUUUGCAGUUGUAACAUCCUCCCCUCCCCAAAGUCCGUAUCAGUAGCUUUAUUCAAAGUAUAUUACAUUUGUGAAUUCCAUUUUGUCUUCACACAACCAUUUCUCACAGCCUAAGAAAAUGUAGUAGUGGUUUAAAAUGUCAAAAUAGGGAAGUAUGUGAUAAUGAAAAAGGAUACUUCCUCUCUUUUUUUUUUUUUCUUGGUUUGCAUCAGUCAUCCCAGUCAUGCAGGAAAACUGCAGUCCGGAGGUGCUAACUUAGACGUUUUCCAUUCUAAAUGCACAUGUACUCUUCUAGCUGCUACUCUAAAUGUUGUGCAUGCUCUGAUCUCACGACCUGCAACUCAGCUAUUCAUCAUACAAGAACAUUGUCCUUUGUGUUGCUACAACAGAAAUUUAUCAAGGACAGCUAAGCAUAAAAUUGCUAGAACGUGACUGUAUAGUUUGGAUUCAUUUUCACUGAGUGCAGUAAUCAUCUUACAGGUGAUUUUUCAGCUUCAGUCAAAGAAGUGUAUAGUAUGUCGAGAAGGUGAUCGUAGCAUUAUCCUGAAUCCAUGUCAACAUUACAUACUUUGUGACCACUGUGCAGCUAGACAAGAAGAAUGUCCCUGUUGCAAGAAAUCAAAAAAUCCACGGUAACAUACAGGCAUGGUACUUAUAUCAUGUUUAUGAAUUAAAAAUAUUUUAUGUGUUUGUAUUUUGUAUAGGAAUUAUAUAAAUCACUGAUAAUUAAUCAACUUAAUAGUGCUAGGUAAAUUUUGAUUUUGUUGUAAGAAACCUAGUUGCUUUGCUUGCUCACCUUUACAUCUCAAUUUCAGCCAUUCAAUGAUUUUUUAUUAGUCUUGAGGUUCUUUCGUUCCUGCCCAGUUCCAUCCCAGUCUUUUCCCAUCCACUUACAUUCUUAGUGCACAGUCUACUUAGCUUCAUUUGCACUGUGAUCACUUUGUAUAAAUUUUACCAUAAUGCAUGAAUGAAAGUAUUUAUACCUGUUAUUUUCCUUAACAGAAGAUAGAUACAUAGAUACAGUAGCUACACACUAAACAGUACAAAUGGUACCUUUGCCAUGUCUGUUGUGUAUGGUAUGCCAGAGACAGUAUUUUGGAAUUGGUCUAACAGUAUGUUUACUUGGUUGUUUGAAAAACUAUGAAUAAUAUAAAUGCACUUUUUAAUUGUUGUUUUUUGUUAGAGGAUACGUUGUAAAUUGCUUCAAGCUGCUUUCUAGGUCUUAAGUUUAUUUUUAAUACACAAUAAUAUGAUGCUUUAUAUAUGUGUACUGUGAAUUUUAAAUAUUUCAGAUGGUUUUACUGUUAAAUCAUAAUAUGAUUAAAUAGAAGUGAGAUCUUACCUAGUUUUUUUACAAUUUAUAAGUUAAUUGCAUACUACAGUAUUUAUAAAUGUACCAGUGGAAAGAAAAACAGUGAGGCACAUAUGCUUUCAUAUUCAAAGGCAUGUUUUACAUUUUGUGAAACAGAUCAGUUUUAGUAAACAACUGUGCAUUUGCAUUCCUCUCUUUGUUUGGACGUUUGUAGUCUUAAAUUUUUUGUAUAUUACCUAACUUGUGUGGUACUUAAUGGGAACCCAUAUGAUAUAUACAAUAACUUUUACAAAGUGCCUAUGCAAAUGCCGUAUAAAAUAGCAGAAGACAUAAAAAGAGAAUUUUGCAAAUAAUUUCUAUUGCAUAAUUUUGUAUCAUACAAUUUGAUGAUAAUUAGAAUAUGUCUCUUGCUUUUAUAAAUAUUUAAAAAUACGCUUUUUCAACAAUGAGGUAACACAUUUGCAAGGAACUACAGAAUUACUUAAGUAUGUAAUCAGGCAGCGGCACUCUUGACACAGCGAUUCUUUUAAAAGGGUGGUAAUAUACUUAUUUCAUCCUGGUUGUUGGGAACAUUCAAUUCAGGAGAAGUUAGUCAAUUACUGUAUGUCAACACUAUCUACUUUUCUUACAAGGAAUAAUUGCCUGUGUUAUUCUUUCUUUUGUUUAAUACAGGUGUGACACUAGUACAGCUUACAUUGAAAUGACCUACUACUGUGUUACAUGAUUUGUAUCUCCGUAUUAUUGCAUUCAGUAUAGGAAUUGAGUUCAUAGGCAGUAAAGAGUUUAUCUAUUUAAAGUUAAUUUAUGCUGAAACAAACAAACAAAAACCAAGAUGUAUACUAAAAUUACUGUUGAAAUAGAUAAAGCUUUUUGAAUUCUGUCAAUAUUAAAUAUAGGACCCAAGCCAAAGGUACUUAAAUUAUUGUAUCCUGACUGGGUUUUGUGGUCUUUGUAUGAAGGCUUGAGUUAGCAAAAAACAAUCAUUACAUAUUUCUGUGAUAACUAAAUGUACAGACUCAUUGCUGCUUUUGUAAGACAUGCCAGCCUGCAAGAACGUUACAGACCUUCCAGGAAGGGAGAAGAAGGAUAAAAUAUUAAAUAUAUGUCUGCUUAUUCCUUUUUUAAAAUUUUGUUUGAAGAUCAUAGUAGUCCAUUUUAAAUAAACAUCAAAUUUGGAUUUAAAAUGUGAUUUUGCUGACUUUCACACAGUUACUCAAAAAUAUUUGUAUUGAGAAAAGUAUAAAAUUAGACUAUAUUGGCAUUUUCAAACACACUUUUGUGCCCUAAUUGUGUCCUAAAAUAAGAUGCCGCUCUGUUUUAAAGGUUUAACCAGUUUUGGACAUUC